Molecule: messenger RNA, 4084 nt
Organism: Sphaeramia orbicularis (orbiculate cardinalfish)
Lineage: Eukaryota; Metazoa; Chordata; Actinopteri; Kurtiformes; Apogonidae
Gene: arhgap27
Product: Rho GTPase activating protein 27
Exons: 18
Coding region: 68-3028 (986 amino acids)
Biological process (GO): signal transduction; regulation of GTPase activity
Cellular component (GO): cytoplasm
Molecular function (GO): protein binding
Source: RefSeq, a predicted model, not a curated record
CUGGGAGACAAAAUCAGCUUCACACUGUUAACACAGUACCCAUGAUGGCAGUGUAAUACAGAAGGGCAUGGAGCUUGUGUCAGUGGAGUAUGAGUUCGAGUACACAGCGAAGGAUGGGCGCCGUGUGUCAAUCAAACCUGAUGAAAGUUACAUCCUUCUCGCCAAGACUAAUGACCACUGGUGGCACGUCCGCAAAGACCUGCACUCUAGACCUUUCUUCAUCCCAGCGCAGUAUGUGAGGGAGCUCCCAUCACUGACUGACAGCUCCCCAGACCCUGGGGGUAGCACUAACCCGGUACAGAGGGCAGACAUUAAACCAAAGGUAGAACCAACUGGGACCAAAAACACUCCACCAGAGACUUACCGGUUCUCCACUUUUGGUUUAUGUGUGAACCUGCAAGAUGUGGACACACAGACCAUUAGAGAGAGCAUUAGUUUUGCACAUACUGACAGUAAUUUAAAAACCAAAAAUCCAUCACUUCCAUCAGGAUCUCCAAAACCUGAUGCCUCUGAACUUUACGCUAAACCUGCGGUGUCAAGGGUCAGAGACGGACGACCAAAAAGCUCACAAUAUAAUGAAGAUCAAGUGGAGCAAAUAAAGACAUAUCAGUGUCAUAUACAGACAAUGGAUGAUGAGAGUUCUGAUUUCCCUUUGCCCUUGAAUCCACCAGUAUAUGACAUGAUACCUGAGCUAAAGGUCCCUGAAGGCAACACUGUGUUUCCUGAGCCGCCACUUGACUCAAAUGACACAUCAGUACUUCAGCAACAGAGUGGAAAUCCCAACGAAGAUGCAGCUUUCUCCACACCUCUACCACCUCUGACUUUGCUGGUGGAAAAUGAAAGUCUCCAGUCAGCUGUAUACGUCAAUGUAGCGCAACUUCGCAAAAGCAUCUCUGAGUCUCCCCCUUCAGCUCCAUCUUCCUAUUCACCUUCCUACCUCAACCCAGAGGGAUGGGAAGUGCACGUUGACCAGGAAAGUGGACAGGAGUACUACUAUCACCCCGCCACGGGGCGUACCACCUGGGACAGCCCCUUUCUAGACUCCCCUACAGACCCUGAGCUGCAGCCUCCAGAGGAGCUUUGUUCCCCAACGUCCCCCCAGUCUCCUCCCUUGUCUCCGUCCACUGCAUCCCCCCCUACGUGGACCUCAGACUGGGAGCAACUAGUGGAUGAGACCAGUGGUCGCCCAUACUUUUACAACCCGAUGUCUGGAGAAACGUCUUGGGAGCCUCCAGAGCAGCUGAGCCCGUAUCCCCCUCUGAUGGAGCCUAUGAGUGUGCACAGGUUUCAUGAGGACGGGCCGCCCCCUCUUCCUGAGGAGGACUAUCCCCCAGAGGAUUACCCAGCUGCAGAUCAGCCAGACGCCUAUGAUGAACCACUUGCCACUGGGCCUCCUCCAACCCUCCCUAAGGAGUACACCCUCAGCCAUGUGACCCGGACCAUCAUCCCCAGGGCCAAUCUGGACCGCAGUACCCCAGCUGGUUGGAACCUCACUGUGGAACCCAAUGGGACCUGGGUGUUCACCAGUGAACACUCCCCAGAGCAAUGGAUAAAGUCGGUGGAUGAUCGAGGGCAGACCUACUACUAUCUAAGAGAUGGCUCAAAGUCCCAGUGGAACCUGCCAGAGGCUCCUGUAGCUCAUGGCCAGCCCAGGGUGGAGAAUGGCAUUGAGGGGGAGAAUGUAUCCGUCUUUAAGAACUGGAGGCACACCAUGGGACCUACCCAGUUCAGUGCAGCCCAGGAGGAAGCGAGAUUUGUCCCAACUCACAGAAGAAAUACGUCAGACUACAGCAGCGACAGCUCCAGUACAGGAAACUCUCCGGAGACGCAACAUAAUGUGCAGAAUUUAGAAAAAGCGGGAAUUCUCAACAAAACGAAAGUGUCUGAAAACGGCAAAAAAGUAAGGAAAAAUUGGGCUCAGACAUGGACGGUUCUCCACGGGGGUGUGCUGACAUUUCACAAAGACCCAAAAUCUCAAGCAACAGGGGCAUCGAACAAGACCAAUCAGAUUGUUCCAGAGAUCCAGGUGGACCUGAGAGGAGCAACCAUUAACUGGGCAUCGAAGGAUAAGUCCAGCAAAAAGAAUGUUUUAGAGUUAAAAGGGAAGAAUGGUGUGGAGUUUCUGAUACAGUAUGACACCGAAAGCAUUAUCAGUGACUGGCACAAAGUCUUAAUGGACACCAUUCGGCAACUUGAGUACCAGGACCAUCAUUCAGAGGAGGAGGACAAUGACCUCUAUGAGAAGAUUGCCAACACAGAAAAAGAUGAUAAGUUUGGAAGCAACAUCGACAAGAGGAGAGGCUCCUCCAAGCCCGGUGUUACUCAUUCAAGUAGUUCUGCUGGAGACGCAGAUCAGAAGAGGGUUCGGACCAAGCUGAUGAAGUUCCUCUUGAAACGACCUACCCUUCAGUCUGUCAAGGACAAGGGCUACAUCAGAGAUAAUGUGUUUGGUUGCCAUCUGGCCACGCUGUGUGCACAAGAGAGGAGUUCCGUUCCUAGUUUUGUGGAGAAAUGUAUCAGAGCAGUAGAAAAGAGAGGUUUAGACAUUGAUGGACUCUACAGAGUUAGUGGAAACCUCGCUGUUAUUCAGAAACUACGCUUCAAGGCCGACCACGAGGAACUGGACCUGGAGGAUGGCCAGUGGGAGGAUGUUCAUGUCAUCACUGGAGCGUUGAAGCUGUUUUUCAGAGAACUUCCAGAGCCACUUUUCCCAUUCAGCCACUUUAAUAAAUUCAUUGAAGCUAUCAGAACGCCUGAUUACAACAUAAAAUUAUCUUACAUUUGUAACCUGGUCAAAACUCUUCCUCAACCAAACCAUGAUACAAUGAAACUCCUAUUUGGACAUUUACGCAAUGUCAUUCAAUUCGGGGAAGACAAUCGCAUGACUGUGCAGAACGUGGCAAUCGUGUUCGGGCCGACACUGCUGAGACCAGAGACGGAAUCGAACAACCUCACGAUGCACAUGGUCUUUCAGAACCAGAUAGUGGAGUUCAUCCUGAAUGAAUAUGAUCGAAUCUUCAACCUAUAAGCCUCCAGUGCAGACCCAGGCAGAAGUCUAAAUAUGCUUGAGUUAUUUUGAAGUGCUAAAUUUACCUUUGCAUGCACGUAAAUAGCUUCUGUGCAGCUUCUUACAUCCAACUCUGUAAUAUAUGUUAAAGGGUUCUUUCAGUUCUGUUUGCUCAGAGCAUUUGAAGGGAGUUUAAUCAUAUAAAAUUAGAUGAGGGGAUCUUCAAAUAGUCUUUGCUCAGAAUAUUUGAAGCAUGUUUAACCACUCUUCAGAUUUACUCCAUAGGGGGCUCACAAUGCUAGAAAAAUGUUUGGCAGUAUUUUACAACCGAAAAAUGAGUCACAGAGGUUAAGAUGUGCAGCUUUUGAGCUACUUGCUUGGUUGAAAAAGAAAUGUACUGUGAACUAUAUGAGACUGUGUUGAUCCCAGAGACUUUAGUUGUCUUAAUCUCACAAGUCACUUUCUGCAGUUUUUUUUUUUUUUUUGUCUAUUUGUUUUGGUUUAUCUCAGUGAUAAUAGCAGUAUAAUAGCACCCAAGUAAAACAUGGACCAAUGCAUUAAUAUUCUUUUUAUUAUAAAACAAUCAAUUGCUUCCAUCUUUAUUUUAGAAAUGACAAUGUUAAUGAUGUUUAAACAUUGUUUUGGAAUUAACAUAAGAGUAUAACAUAUAUCGCAAUAACUGAGAUUGUAUUGUAAUGUUGUUUUCUUUCUCAUUUUUCCCAUGGGUUAUUUUAUUGUAAUAUAGAAAUGUACAAAAUGAACUAUUAAUACAACAUCUUGGUGUAAAAUAGACAUUGACAUCAAAUCCUGCAGCCUAUAGAUAAAUUUUCACUGAAAUGUACACCAUUUUCAGUCAUGCUGUACUUGAAGAAACUGUAUAACUGUAAACUAUAACACCCUAGAAGUAUAAACUAGUGAUUGAAUUUUCAACAGUUUGCAGUAACAACACAGAGAACAUAAAACAAAAAAAGUUGAUCGUAGAAGAGAUUUAUCUCCUGUAAAUAGGAAUAGAAAGCAUAUUUAUGCUGAAAGUCAUUGAAAAUGCAGAAGUUAUAAUAAAGUAACUUUGUAAAAAUG